AUGGUUGUGGGUGAGUGGGUUUUAGAUUCCAAUUGUGGUGUUGGUAUAAAUAUUAUGGUGAUGCGUUGGUUUGUUUCUUUUAUUUUUCUGUUUGCAAGUGUGUUGAUUAUUGUACAGUCUCUUUGUUUUGCUGAUUGUUUUGUGGUAUUGUUUUUGUAUGUUGCCAGGCGUACACUGUGUUUUUGGUGUAUUUUGGUGUUCAAACUGCCUGGUAAUGAUUUUAUUAUAAUGAGAANCCGUCGUGAUUUGUGUUUUCUACAUGUACUGGUAGUGGUUGCGCUUUUGUUUGCGGCACCGCGCGUCACGCUCUGGCUGUGGGCCUCUGCCUCCCUUUGGGUGGGUUGGGGUGGCCGCAGUGGGCGGGGUUUUAGGCCAAGAUGCCCUUAG
Molecule: messenger RNA, 387 nt
Organism: Trypanosoma theileri
Lineage: Eukaryota; Euglenozoa; Kinetoplastea; Trypanosomatida; Trypanosomatidae
Exons: 1
Coding region: 1-387 (128 amino acids)
Source: RefSeq, a predicted model, not a curated record